AACACAGCCAGCAGCAGCAAGCAGCAAGUUCUUGUAGAAAAGUGCAAAGACAAAAGAUUUUUAUAGUUUUGGAUAUUUAAAUUAAAAAACCCCUAUGAUGUUUCACAUUUCCUGAUUCUACAGAAAUAUUUAGUUUAGGAGUCUGCACAUUCCAGGUCCGGAUACCAAAAGCUGCCUCCCUUUGCCUUAUUGACAUUGGAUUUUUUAAUUUUCAUGAGUCUAGGCUGCAAAUAAUCCAAAGAUAGAAUUUAAAAGUACCAACCCACGAUGCAAGUGGCCUGAAUCAAAAACUUCAACUGGAAAUUAUGGCCGGAUCGUUUUCAAAUAUGAACUUGACCAAUCCGAUUAAAGGGCUGGUCAGCAAGAAACGGAACCGUUACAAACAAGACGGAUUCAAUUUGGAUUUAACUUAUAUUACCGACAACAUUAUAGCAAUGGGUUAUCCUGCCUCGAAUAUUGAAAGCGUGUAUAGAAACAACAUUGACGAUGUGGUAAAAUUUCUGGACCAAAAACAUCCGGAUCACUAUAUGGUUUACAAUUUGUGCUCAGAACGAAGCUAUGACAAAUCCAAGUUUAAUAAUAGAGUAAAAGAUUUCCCGUUCGAUGACCACAAUCCUCCAAAAAUUGAGUCAGUCAAGCCUUUUUGUCAGAACGUUAAAGAGUGGCUAGAAAAAGACAGUCAAAAUGUUGCAGUGGUGCAUUGUAAAGCUGGCAAAGGCCGGACUGGUACGAUGAUUUGCUGUUAUUUGUUGCACAGUGGCAAAUGUUCAACUGCAGAUCAAGCCUUAAGUCUUUAUGGUUCAAAAAGGACUCAAGAUACCAAAGGUGUGACUAUACCUAGUCAAGUGCGAUACGUCAGAUAUUAUGAGCAAUUAGUAAACAAUUGUAUACCUUAUAAACCAAACACUUUGUAUAUUAGGGAGUUUGUGUUCGAUCCGGUACCGUCAUUUAUGAGCGGCCCCGCGCACCUUUCCUUCGCAGUGUCCGAAUCGUUUCCGGGCGACAAAAACGACAAGUUGAGUCAAAAGUUCAAAAGCGACGUCUACAAAGUGCCUGUGGACAACCGAAACGGUUUCACAUUGAAGCUGGAUCAGUGUUUUAGAUUAACGGGGGACGUUAAGAUUGAAUUUUACAAUAAAAUAAUGAUGCGGAAAGAGAAACUUUUUCAUUUUUGGUUCAACACGUUUUUUGUGGGACUUUUGGGAGCUGGCGAAGUGAAUGGUUAUGAUAACAGAGAUAUCGAGGACUGCUAUAGUUUAGUUUUUCGUAAAUGCGAGUUGGACAAGUUGAGUAAAAAGGACAAACAGCAUAAAAUUUUUAAUGAGAAUUUUAAGUUAACAAUGAAGGUGCAAAAAUUGUCCAGAUCAGACCACGUCCCAGUGCCUCCUGUCAGUCCUGCCACCUACCAACCAAGGCCGGACACUACACCAAGUGAAAGCUCAGCAGGUUCAUCAGACGAAUCGGACGAGGAUGAUUGGGAUUCGGAUCUGGACCUGUCCGACCCCAGAGGUGUAGGCUACCGCGUCUUGAGCGAGUGUGACCUUGAGAACCACACCACUGCCGAAAUACUGAUGGUGUGACCAGUAAGGAGUUUUGUUGUGUGAUUUUUUUUUUUUUUUUUUGAGUUGAGUCAAGACAAUCAAUAUGAACCCUUUGUAUAUCUUGAAUAAAAAUACACUAAUACUUGUUUUUUGGUUUGACUUUUUGUAUACUAACAAAUCCCUAAAAAAAAAUGGUGGCGGAUCAUAGAAAAAAAAAAGGUAAAAGAUUUGUUUUGUUUUUCCAAAAAAAAAAAAAAUAUCCUAUUCCUCUAUUGUGGAAUAAUUAACUGUAUAAUUUUGCAGGGGAAUCGACUUACCUAUGAUUGUGGGGCUCUACAGUGUGUCUCAAAAGGUGUAAAUAUCGUGUUUUGCAUGUAUGUAUUUUUGUUUGUUUUUUGUAUGUGACAAAGAAAAAAAAAUCAUUUCCUUAUUAAUUCAUUUUUUACGCUUUUUUGCUUAAGGAGAAAUUGUUUUGAAACAAAAUAAUGAAGUACAAAGUUGUUUUUGUUUUAAUUGUUUUUUUUUUGAUCUCAGUUAGAAAUCUUGCCUGAGUGGCUGUUAAGUGUGUAAUAUAUUAAUAUUAAUGUGAAGACACCUAAAUUCAUUGUUUUUUCUUUUGACUAAUUAGAAUACUCAUUUGUUUAUUAAUAAACCAAUUGGGAUUUUUUUAAAUUUUGUAUUUUCAUUAUCCCAAUGUGUGAUUUAUGUACAUUUUGUACAUUGACCAAAUAAUGAGAGACAGAUUUUUAUAAAUAAUUAAUUUCACGAAAUUGUGAUAGCGACACGAUAAUAACUUUUAGUGAAUAUUAAUAUUGACGGUCGUACUUUUGUGAUAGGAUAUAUUUUUUAUAGAAAUUAUAAUAUAGGAUGGUGUUGUAACAGAGAAGAUAUACAUAUUUUUGCAAAAACACCAUCCUAUGUUUUAUACCCUCUUAGAGUUUAUUACUUAUUUUCUAUAGUUACUAAGAAUAAAUUGAUUGUUAGAUAUGCCUUGUGAUACUGUUGGAUCCGCUUAGAAUGCCCUGUUCGCCAUCUAGAGCGGAUCCGAUUUAUAAUUUAACAUAAGUACAAUAGAAGCCAUUGGAAAUACACUACUGUAUUUUGAUCUGAAUGUAAUCCAAUGCAAUAA
Messenger RNA from Ceutorhynchus assimilis (cabbage seed weevil), 2670 nucleotides. The record is from the annotation of a GenBank genome assembly. Lineage: Eukaryota; Metazoa; Arthropoda; Insecta; Coleoptera; Curculionidae.